Malassezia pachydermatis is the source of this 1587-nucleotide messenger RNA. Its product is annotated as aldehyde dehydrogenase. Bases 1 to 1587 code for a protein of 528 amino acids. Gene Ontology annotation, biological process: aldehyde metabolic process. The record is from RefSeq and is a predicted model, not a curated record. Gene Ontology annotation, cellular component: cytoplasm. The transcript is spliced from 2 exons. NCBI's taxonomy places the organism in Eukaryota, Fungi, Basidiomycota, Malasseziomycetes, Malasseziales, Malasseziaceae. Gene Ontology annotation, molecular function: aldehyde dehydrogenase (NAD+) activity.
AUGGAGCCUCUCAUGAAAAUGACGCCGACUGAGCGCAUUCCAGCUAUUGUGGAUGGCCUGCGUGCAGCUUUCUUGACUGGUAAAACGCGCUCACUCGAGUACCGCAAAAAACAGCUCAAGCAACUGUACUUUUUGGUCGAUGACAACAAGGAGCUGUUCAUCGACUCCAUCCACAAGGAUCUAGGCCGCCAUUCGAUGGAGACCACGUUCGGUGAAAUUAUUUCUAUCAAAAAUGAAAUCAUCACGGCCAUUAACCACCUUAAUAAGUGGGCAAAGGACAAGACCGUGUGGGCUGGUGUUCCGUUUGCCAUGCACUCUACCUACGUCCGCAAGGACCCCAAGGGCACUGUGUUGGUGCUUGGUGCAUGGAACUACCCUAUCACUGUCCAGCUGGGUCCGAUGGUGGGUGCCAUUGCGGCUGGCAACACUGUCUUGCUGAAGCCUUCGGAGCUGUCUGAGCACACGGCUCAGCUGAUUGCGGACCUCUGGCCCAAAUACAUGGAUGCAGAGACGUCGGCUGUAGUGAACGGCGGUAUUCCUCAGGCGACGGCUUUGCUAGACCAACGCUUUGAGCACAUCUUCUACACGGGCAAUGGCCGCGUUGGCUCCAUUGUGGCCGAGAAGGCAGCUAAGCACUUGUGCCCAGUCUCGCUGGAGCUUGGUGGCAAGUCGCCUGUGAUUAUUGACGAGAGUGCCGAUAUUUCAGUAGCGGCUCAUCGUCUUUUGUGGGCCAAGGCCUUCAACACAGGUCAAACUUGUAUUGCGCCGGAUUAUGUGCUUGUUCACCGCAAGGUGCAGGAUAAGCUUGUGGCGGCUCUGACCAAGGCCCGACAGGAGUUUUGGAAGUCGAUGUCGACGGAGAACAAGGACUUUGGCCGUAUUGUAUCGACGAAUCAUUGGAAGCGUCUGCGUGACAUGGUAUCCAACUCAAAGGCGGAAAUGGUCGCUGGUGAUCUGAAAGAGGCUGAUGAAGCGACGCGAUUCAUGCCCUUGACGAUUUUCAACAAUGUGACGGCCGACGACUCGACCAUGGCUGAUGAGAUCUUCGGUCCCAUUCUGCCUAUCAUGCCUGUGGAUAGCGUUCGUCAGGCGAUUGACUUUGUGAAUUCGAGGGACCAGCCGCUGGCUCUGUAUGUGUUUGCUCGUGACCAGCCGACGUUCGACUAUAUUAUGAAAUACACGCGCUCGGGCGGUGUUGUGCGUGGCGACAUGCUUUUGCACUACGUAAUUGAAGCGCUGCCAUUUGGUGGUACAGGCCCGGCGGGCUACGGAGCCUACCACGGCAAGACGGGCUUCGACUGCUUUACACACGAACGCGCUGUUGUGGAAGCGCCAGCCAACGGUUUGCUUGGCCGCCUUGUAGAGAGUGUGAUGUCGCAGCGCUACCCGCCGUACACAGCUGCCAAGCUCCGCUUCUUUAAGAUGACCUUGGCAAGUGUGGCCUGGUUCGGUCGUCCGAAGAACCCGACCCAGUCGGACUCGUCGAUCGAUCGCCCAGUGCGCAAGCCUGGUUGCUUGCGGCCCCUCACCUGCCGCAAGUUGGUAUUCAUCAUUGUCCUUGUUCUGGCUUGGUUGCUGUACAAGUAG